AUGAAUAAUAUUGAUGGAGCUAUCAGAGGACAAUGCAUGAAUGAUCCUAGUCAACAUGGUAUAAAUGUAAGUAUGAAUGAUCCUAGUCAGCAUGGUAUAAAUGUGAGGUUUGGAUGUCCAGUUUUUCUGAGGACAGGACAGGAAUGCUACUGUAAUACCAAUCGGUGUGUUAACGAGGCACGUCCUGCUACAACAACAUCAACUACAACAACUACCACAGCUCCUCUCCCAUCUGGGGUGCCCACACUUAAUCCAUUGUGUAUAGACCACGAUACAAGAUGCGCAUCAUUUAAAGACCAGCUUUGCCAUGCUACCGCACAUGCGUAUGUCAUUGCAACAUGUGCCAGAACGUGUAACAGGUGUGACGAGUUUAUAGCUUCUUUACACCUACCAACACCAGCUUCAACUAUACAACAAACCACAUCGACGACAACUACACCAAAGACGACGUCAAGAACGUUACAACCGACAACAUCUACAGCAUCUCUCACGACCAAUAAGAAACCCGUCAAAUGUAACAUGUGUGGGGAUAUUGAUAGCUAUAUCCCAUGCUUCUCUAGAGAUGUCUUUAGGAACCAGUCGUCAGACUGUCCUGCUGGACUCAACUUUUGUAUGACAGAUAUUUUUACUGAUGCUGAUGGUGUGUAA
This is a messenger RNA of Mytilus californianus (California mussel), 648 nucleotides long. Its product is annotated as salivary glue protein Sgs-3-like. NCBI's taxonomy places the organism in Eukaryota, Metazoa, Mollusca, Bivalvia, Mytilida, Mytilidae. The transcript is spliced from 6 exons. Bases 1 to 648 code for a protein of 215 amino acids. The record is from RefSeq and is a predicted model, not a curated record.